Drosophila melanogaster (fruit fly) is the source of this 880-nucleotide messenger RNA. RefSeq lists its product as uncharacterized. The transcript is spliced from 7 exons. The coding region runs from base 577 to 858 and encodes 93 amino acids. NCBI's taxonomy places the organism in Eukaryota, Metazoa, Arthropoda, Insecta, Diptera, Drosophilidae. The record is from RefSeq and is marked reviewed.
GUUGCUUUUGACCGUACGUCAAAUAUCCACAUUGUACUUUCAGACUUGUAAAAUGUAUUUCUGCCACACUGAUUUCGUUCUAUCCUAAACUUAAGAAGCCAUGUUUCCUGUUGCACGAAUCUUAGGCUCGGCAUCGUGCAACAGGCUAUUUCAACCUCAGGUGCUAUGUCAAGAAAGAGUUUGUUGGCCUUCCAAUGAGUUGCACAGAAAUUUACCAAGGCAUAGAAACUUUUACCACGGUAGAAACAUUUUCCACCCAAGGUCGAAUAAUAAUUUAAACGAAUUUCCUGCUAAACGUCAAUUCACUGACAAAUUUUCCGAGAAGGGCAGAGGCGAGGAACUUAACUAUGUUCUCAAACUUGCCUCAGAGCAAUUUAUGAAGAUAAAAAAGAACAGGGUUAAAGAAAUCGCCAAUGAUAUCGUCAAAUUGAAAGAGGAGAUCAAGAUUUUGGAAUCCAAAACUAGCCACAAAUCAAGGAAACACAAGGAGAAUCUGCUAAAGGAAUUGAAAGCUCUGAAGGAUUUGUUGGAGCAAUUCAAAAAGAGUCUCGAAAAAUGACCUAUCAAACGGAUACAAUGCUGAAGUUGGUCGAAAAGCUUUUCCAACUGUUGCGACCCAGGAUGUGUCAGUUUUCACAAUCCAACAAGAACAUAUCCAAGCAUUUGUUCGAAAAAGCCAGGGCGGAGGAGAACAUACAUUUCCUUAAACUGCAACGGGAACAGCUGAAGUCGUUGCGAGAAAAGAUUCUCAGCCAGAAGAACGAAGUCACAACAAAGAUCAUCAAGGUGGAUAAGCAGAUACAAUCGUUGGAAAAAACCAAGACCGAAGGCUCACAGAUGAACCAUGAACAAAAUUAAUAAAGUGUAGCUGAAACAUUUG